AAUCUUGAUCGUACUGACAGUUUCGGCAACUUUUAAAUGUCGCAGUUCUUUUGAAAUCGGACCUUUUUAUUUCGAUCUUUAAAUUAAGAAGAAGAAAAACCCGAAGGGGAUCCGAUCCGAAUCUCCAAAAGGUUUCACGAUCAAAAAGAUUGGGGCAGCUCUACUCAGGUUUUAGGGUUCUAAAUAAUCUCAACGGAAUUACGCGCGAAAAUAUGGAUUAUGAUGGUCAAAGAGGAUCAACAACGACACCGUCGGCGAUGCUGGCUUCUCUGCUUAAUAGAAGAGCCAAGCUUCAAGAAGAGCUUCGAAACAUCGAAAGACAAAUGCAGGUGUAUGAUAUGGAAACAAGUUAUUUACAGGAUCCCAGCCAAUGCGGCCACGUUUUGAAAGGUUUUGAGGGAUUCCUCUCUUCAUCCAAGAACACUGCGCUCUUAAAGAGGUCCAGGAAGUUCCAGCCUGAAGAUAGGCUGUUCUCGUUGUCUUCUGUCACUUCACCUGCGGCUGAAGAGGUUGCUGCUGGCAGAGAUGGUGAGCCUGUAGCAUGUAGGUGCAUCAACAAAUAUCCUUUCUUGAUGUUUCAUUGUUUGUUGUUCCUUUGUGUUUGGCAGAUGGGAAAUCGUACUACGGCAGCGCAGGUCGGCCUAAGGGUGGAGGUUACUUUGCCGGUGGGCAAGGAAAGCCAAAGAAGGGAAGAGCUAGAGAAGCUAAGCGACCGAGACACUCUAGUGAACCAGAUUUCGACUAUGAUGAUGAUCCCGAUGUCAUAUUUUGAAACGAAUUUCGAUAGGAUGAAUUACUUCUCGGCCUCCCCCCAAGCUUUAAUGCCUGAUUUUAGAUUUGUCUCGAAACAAUGUGCACCGAAAGAUGUUAUUUACAGGAUUUUGAACAUUACUUUUUCUAGAUGAUCAAACUGAAUCAGCGGUACAUUAUUUACAAUGUCGAAUAGCAGAGUAAAUGAACUUGUAAAGUUCAAAGCUGCUUCUCAGCAAGUUUCAAACAACUAGCUUC
Hibiscus syriacus is the source of this 1008-nucleotide messenger RNA. RefSeq names its product chromatin modification-related protein MEAF6-like. The record is from RefSeq and is a predicted model, not a curated record. Bases 213 to 905 code for a protein of 230 amino acids. The transcript has 6 exons. Lineage: Eukaryota; Viridiplantae; Streptophyta; Magnoliopsida; Malvales; Malvaceae. Gene Ontology annotation, cellular component: histone acetyltransferase complex.